Ceutorhynchus assimilis (cabbage seed weevil) is the source of this 3059-nucleotide messenger RNA. The record is from the annotation of a GenBank genome assembly. NCBI's taxonomy places the organism in Eukaryota, Metazoa, Arthropoda, Insecta, Coleoptera, Curculionidae.
GAGAGUUGGAUGUGAUCUCAAAAUAGAUUCCAAGAAGCAAGUUGACGAAUGUGGAGUAUGUGGCGGUGAUGGAUCAUCAUGUGCCAAGCCGCUUUACCAUUGGACCCUUACUUAUACCUCUUUAUGUUCUACCACCUGUGGUGGAGAUGUCCCGACCAAUCUGUCAAAAUCGAGUCACUGGAGAUGAAGUUGAAGAAGAACUAUGCAAUGACUCGCAACGACCCGAGUCUACAGUUGUAGAGUGUAACACACAUAGCUGUCCGCCAAAAUGGCAUGUUGGAGAUUGGGGUCCAUGUUCGGUAUCCUGUGGAGGCGGUUCCAGAUCGCGACCGGUCCAUUGUGUAGAAGAAGCCAACAGUACAAAAAUAAUAGUUGACGAAUCGAAAUGCGGCGGACAUAAACCCUGGUUUCAAGAAGCAUGCAAUCAAAUGGAUUGUCCUAGGUGGUUUACGACCAAAUGGUCGGGGUGUUCGGUAUCUUGUGGAGAAGGCAUACAAACCAGAGUGGUGGAAUGCAGGGAUACAAGUGAUCAACUCAAUGACUUUUGUGAUGCCAAAAGUAAGCCUGAAACCACGCAAGUGUGUUCAACUGGAAUUACUUGUCCUUUCAGGGUAGACACUAGUGAGGAAUUAAUGCCAGGUUUAUACCAAACUCAACCAUUAGAGCCACAUUAUCCACCUCCACCGUUACCAGAAAGAUUGGUUGGAGAGCAACUAGUGCCUUCGGAAAGCACCUUCAUUCCAGACGAAUGGGGUCCUUGCAGUGUCAGUUGCGGCGAAGGAUUGCGCAGAAGAGAAGUCCACUGUAAAAUAUUUCUGGAAUUUUCGAGAACUAUUGCCAAAUUACCUGAUAAGCAAUGUUCUGGCACUAAACCUGUGGUAAUUGAAAAAUGUUACAGGGAACCGUGUAGUGCUGAAAAAAUUGGAGUGGAUAUUAAGGAUGAUCCUUCAAGUAUCAAGGUCGGUUCUGGAAGCCCAGCAAAAUCCUAUUCAUGGAAAGAACAAGGUUUUACACACUGCAGCGCCAGUUGUCUAGGCGGAGUUCAAGAACUUAUUGUAAAUUGUGUGCGAGAUGAUACCCAGAAAGUUACUUCUCCAUUCAUGUGCCCCAUUGAACUCAAGCCUGAGGCUAUUAUACGAGCCUGUAAUGAACAUUCAUGCCCUCCUCGUUGGUCCUACACAGAAUUUUCUCCAUGUUCUCAAAGUUGCGGUAUUGGAAUUCAGACAAGAGAUGUGAAUUGUAUUCAUGAAUUGACGCAAGGAGGCAGCAAUACCGUGGUGGUUCCCAAUAAUCGAUGUCCUCAGCCUCCACCGCCUGAUAGGCAAUAUUGUAAUGUUUUGGAUUGUCCAGUUAGAUGGAAAGUUUCGGAUUGGUCCAAAUGCUCUAAAGCCUGUGGCGGCGGGGAGAAAUCCCGAAAAGUCGACUGCAAACAAGUAAUGGCUCAGAACCACACUGUGGACCGUCCACCGACCAUGUGCCCGACACCGAGACCACUGGACAAAAAACCGUGCAACUCCAAAAGUUGCAUCAUAGAAACCGACCAGCCUCACAUCAGUGUUACCAAUAGUACUUUCAUUCAACAUGAUCCCAAGAAAAAUAAAGUUACCGUCAAAGUCGGCGGAGCCGCUACUCUUUUUACAGGGACUACGGUUAAAAUUAAAUGUCCUGUCAAAAGGUUCGAUAGAUCAAAAAUCCAAUGGAAAAAAGACAAUACCCUUUUACAACAGACUAAGAAGUUUAAGAGUUCUAAAAAAGGAGCUUUAAGGGUGCAGAAUUUGUCUUUAAGGGAUAUGGGGACGUAUACUUGUGUAGCAGGUAAAUCUACGGCCAAUAUUGCCAUUUCUGUGAGGCCGAAACCUGGAGAAUUUCUCACGUCCGAGGAGAUCCAGAAACAUUACAAAACGGACUUGAUUUCUGGAAUGAAUGCUGCUAAAACCGAAGAUAAACCCAUUUAUGCUGAUGACCAAUCUCAUGAACAGAGGCCUGAUGGAAAGAAAAAAGUUUUUAAGUUAUUCACACCAACUUCGUCUCCAUCUAGCCUCACCCUGAAUGGAUAUAUCCCUCAUACACAAACCACUCAAGAAUCCGGAAAUAAACGUCACCAGCAGCAGGACAUAAUCCCCAACCCACCUUCGAGCCCUUCGCUGAAUACUGGAGAUUCUAGCAGGAGUUCGGCGAGUCGCGUCCUGCCUAACUUUCUCUCGUUAAUCUCCAAAAUACAGAGUCUUUGGCCAUUUCAAGUACUCAAAUUUGAACCGCAAGCUUCCAGAGGACACAGGAUGGUCACUUUUCCAGUUAAUCCGGAACAAAUUCCUGCUACAGACCAAGCUGUUCCCGCUACGGACUCUGAUGAUGACGUAAAUGAAGUUGUUUUGGGAAAAGGCGAUAAAGAAAAUUUGAAAUUUGAAUGGAUCCUAACUGACUGGUCGACAUGUUCAGAAACUUGCGGUGGAAAUGGGUUCCAGAUAAGAACUGCAAGAUGUACUGUAAUAUUCCAUAACAGUACUGAAGCAGCUGAUAAUCAUUUAUGUGAAGACGCUGGGGUUCCAAUUCCAGAUACAAGCAGAAAAUGUGGAUUUGACGAGUGUCCCGAAUGGACAACCUCCGAUUGGCACCCUUGUGAAAAAUCAAAAUGUUUUGGAUCACAUAAGGCUAUGCAAAAGCGAACUGUAAAAUGUCAAAUAGCUGGAAAUUUGACAGUCAACGCUAAUCAAUGCGACAUAGCUGAUAAACCACCGCAGCAUCAAGAAUGCUACAACGCAAAAUGCGUUGGCAAAUGGAAAGUUGGAACUUGGUCAAAGUGCAAUGCCAAAUGUGAUAGAAUAGGCGAAAAAUACCGUACGUUUCAUUGCGUUUGGUACGGGACGAAAAAACCUGCUGGCGAUGCAUGUAAAACAGUUGCUAGACCACCUACUAGAAAACCUUGUAAAGGACCACCAUGCUCUGAUGAGCCAUGCAAAGACCUAUCAAUGUUCUGUACCAACGUGAAGUCCUUGGAUAUGUGCAAGAUAGUUCGAUAUAAACAGCAAUGUUGUCAGACCUGCAAAAUCAGAGACUAA